Molecule: messenger RNA, 399 nt
Organism: Suillus plorans
Lineage: Eukaryota; Fungi; Basidiomycota; Agaricomycetes; Boletales; Suillaceae
Exons: 1
Coding region: 1-399 (132 amino acids)
Source: RefSeq, a predicted model, not a curated record
AUGAAAGUGCUGCUAUCCCUCGAGUCAAGAGAGCCGGAUGCCUCUGCAUCUCCACUGCAUCGAAGUACCGCACCUCCCACUCAAGAAAAUCGUAUCACGCCAACCAACAGUAACCAUCCCCUCAUUUCCUUCUCGCCCUCCCUGAAACACGCCCUGCCCAACCCCGCUGACUUGCUCGAACCCACCUCUGAUCAUCCUUCCAAUUCAAACCCUUUCUUACUGCAGCCUGAUGGAUGGAUCAUGGGACCCAGAUAUGAGCUCCUUUUCUGGGUACCUCCCGCUUCCCAAACUGUGUUUUAUUCUCCUGACACUGCAAUGGUGAUUCCGAGAGGAGGCGUUGAACUUGAUUUGAGCUGUAUGGCGCAUGGGACGCGCUGGUCGAGUUGCCGGGAUGCGUGA